UACCCAACCAACACUUACAUACACCUACCGACCUCCUAAGCUAACCUAGACGACCUUGCCUUUUUAAAAUUUUAUUCAUAACAAAAUCGACUUAUCAACAACUCUAAGUACAACUCCUGGGUCUAUCUAAUCCACCUCUCUUUUUUUUUUUCUAACUGUCUUAAAAUUAAUUAAAGAAUUACCUAUCGAUUGCCACACGCCAAUUAUAUUAGGUACCUACCUAGCCUGAGCAGUUUUGAACAAGUUUCUAUCCUCCAGUAAGGACGCCAUUCUUAACGAAUGGCUUAUAACAGUACAACACAAAACGCAUAAUAAUGUCAGACGAAAAACUCUCCGUCUCCGCUCUCGCCAGCAUCGCAGAAAAUGAGCCCCAAAUUUUACAAACCUAUGCUGAUAGAGUUGUAAAUCUUGAGUUCAUUGCUAAUGAAUCUGCUCAUCACAAAUUAUUCAAAAAUCUAAGCUUUCCUAAUCUUGAGACGCUUUGGCUGGAUGCCUCGGAUCACAAUGACGAUGCCUCUCUCGGUCCGUAUCUUCAGCCUAAGUUGAAGCGCUUUAUCUUCUAUGGAGGACCUAUCUCAGAUGUCUUUCUGGAUAAGAUGCAAGCUUCUUGCCCUCUGCUAGAAGAAUUGCUCAUCGAUAAUCCGCGGGACUUGAUUUCCCCCGAAGGCUUCCUUCGGUUCCUCGACGGCGCCAGAGCUCUAAAGAGAGUUUCGGUUAUGUACGGCAUGAGCCGAGCUAUAACUGACUCCGUCGUUGUUGCUCUCGCUACGAAGCCCGGGCUUGAGAUUCUAGAGUUCCAAGAACUCAUCACCGAAGAUCUCGCCUCGAAAAUCGUCACGGAACAAGCCCGGCAGGGCACCGUGGAGAAACUCUUUCCACAGCUUCGUGAGCUUGUAUGUGUCGCGGAAUCCGGUGGGCUCACGAACCUCCUGCUGCAUCUAUCUGGCCUUUCUCGCCUAGAUGUCAAUGUUGUAUAUAAACCCAUUCCUUCGACUCCAAUCCAGGACUGCGUAAUCCACAACAUCGGCUCGCAUUGCAUCAACUUACAGACUUUAAAGUUGGAAUAUGGAACUAAAGAAGGUCAACAUAUCCAUCUCACCCCAGAAGCUCUUAUCAGGUUGGCGAAACUUAACAAGUUAGAGGAGCUCGGCAUUUUAGGCAAUAGAGUCGAGGCCCCGAUGCUCAGAGAUACUCACAUCGCUAGCAUGAUGGAAGUCCAACAGCAGCUCAAGGCCCUGCGCCUAAUGUUUUCGUGUCAGCUCACGGAAUCUGCGCUGGCGGAGGCUGCGAAGCACGGCGGCGCGAAACUAGAAGAACUUGACUUGUAUGGGACCUAUAACCUAUUGAACCUAGCGGGAAGAGAUGUAUCCCUCCCUCAAUUAUUGUCUCUCGAGCUUAGGCAGCUAGCGUCCUCUUCUGUCACAGACGACGCUAAAGCUGCGGAGGCCGUCGCUAUUGCUCAGCUUCUAAAGAAGAUGGCGCCCAAAUUAGAAUAUUUCGAUGUGAUAUCUCCGAGCAUCCUUAGAGAUAUGAUACUGGACGAGUUGGAUGAAGAAUGAGGUGAUAAUGUGGUAUUAGCAAAGAGAGUAUCGUAGACGUAGGCAAUACAGUAUAAUGUGCCUGUUGUCUAAGUGGACUAUACUAAGGCCUUGGGAAGAGACAGAACUUUCCUAUGAGUCAGGUACUGUACGUAUCUGUCCGUCCAAUAACCAACGGGGAUAAGGAGAUAGACGGCUUUACCCCACCCAAUACCAGAUGUUUGUAGUCCUACGAGGUAAUAUAUUAUCAGAGGUUAUCAUAUGAUGGCAG
Daldinia caldariorum is the source of this 1809-nucleotide messenger RNA. RefSeq lists its product as uncharacterized. The coding region runs from base 315 to 1559 and encodes 414 amino acids. Gene Ontology annotation, biological process: SCF-dependent proteasomal ubiquitin-dependent protein catabolic process. The record is from RefSeq and is a predicted model, not a curated record. The transcript has a single exon. Gene Ontology annotation, cellular component: SCF ubiquitin ligase complex. Lineage: Eukaryota; Fungi; Ascomycota; Sordariomycetes; Xylariales; Hypoxylaceae.